CAAUGGUACUUGCCAUUCAGCUCAAGGUUUAUUUCGUUUAUACCACCUGGGGUGUCUUCGUUGCCUCUUCUCCAGCACGAGAGUCUCCUGCUCCUCCGUCAUUAAUCCUCUCCCUGUCGCGCCUCCUCGCGUCCAACAAUUACCACGGCAGCCCCCUUCUAGCGAUCCAAAAUACAAUGGUCCAGUCAUCGGAUAACGACACUGGCUACAGGCCGCAGGAGCAGUGGCCGACCCUCACUGAAAUGGCGGACGGCUUCCACGAGCAUCUCAUGCCCGCUUCCAGCGCGCUGGCGGGCAAGACAGUUGAGCACACCUUUAGCAACGGCUGGCGUAUCAAGCACGAGUUUGACGCCGCAAAGCUCAAGUGGACCAUGCUCGAGGGGGAAGAGGUCGGCUCCUCUGCCCAAGUAGACUACCAGGCAUUUGAGGUCCGCCCAGGCAUUUUCAUGAUCGAGUUCUACAAGGCCGAGCACGAGCAGGAGGUCACUCUCAUCCUCAAUACCGUCUCUGGGCAGCUCAAGAUCUCGGUAUCUGGCUUUGCCGACAGGGAUGGGGAGCGCCGCACUUACACCGUAUUUCUGGACGCGACCAAGUGUGGCGACCAGCCCGUCGAGGCCUUUGAUGUGACGGACGAGCUCAUUGGCAAGCAUGUGCUGUACCGGUACACCCCACGCGACGCCUACCAGCAUUUUUAUGUUUCUCCCGGCACCUUCAUGUGGCACUGCCUCUCGGGAACAGAAAAAGACGUGGCUGACGCCGACCAGUGCAAGAUGUUCAAGCUCUCUGACCAGUUAUACCUGCUCUUCUGGACAGAGACCAUCAUGCCUGUCGAGUCUAUUGUCGUGGUGGAUCUGAAGGAACUGCGGUCGACAGGCCGCUUCUUCUGCUGGGACCCUGCGCCAAAGACAAUGGUCCGCACAGUCUUUGGCUCUCAGGCCACCAUCAUCAAUCACGCCGAUAUGGCUGCGGAGCUCGCGAAACCCCUGCGGUAGAACAUGGGGGCUCCAAAAGCCAGGGCUGCAUUGGCCGAGAGGCUGCGCCCUUGGGCUGGACAGGCUGGCGCGAGGUUUCCCGAUUGAGAUGGCGAGUUUCGUUCUGUGGCGCUCGUGCCAAGGUAGUUCGACAUGUCAAAUAGCAAUGUGCUUUUCCGAGACUCUUUGCCCUGUAUGCCUGUAGAAUAAACUUUGC
This is a messenger RNA of Microdochium trichocladiopsis, 1188 nucleotides long. RefSeq names its product molybdenum cofactor biosynthesis protein F-domain-containing protein. The transcript has a single exon. Lineage: Eukaryota; Fungi; Ascomycota; Sordariomycetes; Xylariales; Microdochiaceae. The record is from RefSeq and is a predicted model, not a curated record. The annotation marks the transcript as partial.